Messenger RNA from Morone saxatilis (striped sea-bass), 3643 nucleotides. RefSeq names its product growth arrest-specific 7a (gene gas7a). Gene Ontology annotation, molecular function: actin filament binding. The transcript has 10 exons. The coding region runs from base 1130 to 2167 and encodes 345 amino acids. The record is from RefSeq and is a predicted model, not a curated record. Gene Ontology annotation, biological process: neuron projection morphogenesis; actin filament polymerization. Gene Ontology annotation, cellular component: actin filament; cytoplasm; plasma membrane. NCBI's taxonomy places the organism in Eukaryota, Metazoa, Chordata, Actinopteri, Moronidae.
GAGUCAGAUGAGGGCACGCCGUGUCACGAUCGCGCAGGAGAGCGUGGAUGGACGGACAGUUGGGGCCAUAUGGGCGGCUGAGAUUUUGGACUCCACUUGUCAAGAGGUUGUGGAAAGGAGGCCAGCCAAGACUGAGUCAAACCCUCAAGCCGGGAGCGCUUGGUUGUGUGUGUGUGGGGCGGGGGGGUCUUACGGAUCAACCUGGACUGGGAUCGUGUUGCCCGCCGCCAUGUUCUGUGCAGCGAAGGUGAGGUUGUUGUGUGCUCCGUUCGUGCGGUUAGCUCCGGCUGUGAUGGUGCACCAGGUGGAUGCUGGGGGAAGGUGUGAGCGAUCACGUGCGGCGACGCUCGUGUUUGACGCCUCGGGGUGAAACGCAGUCGUUCGAGAUAACGACGUAGUAGCCACCAACCGACGCCGCCCUCUGCACGCUGUAAACGGUGGCGUCUGAGCAUAAAUAUUCCAGCUGACGGUCCCUCCUCCGCACACCUUUAUAACCCCGUCAUUGAUCUUAGACACAGAGAGGCUGCGUCUCAUUGGCUGAUGGUUUUCCCUCCCCCUCCUCCAGUCUCCCUCAUAAUUAGUCUUUUAAAGAUCAUCAUUCAACCAUUUUCAUCAACCACCUCCUCCUCCUCUUCCUCCGCUCCCUCCUCCCUCACUAUCUGCCUCUCUUGGGAGGGAGGUGUGGCAAGGAUCAUGUAAAUAAAUCCCCCUCCCCCCUUCCUCCUCUGUUUUUUACUCCCUUAACUCUCUCUCUCUCUUCUUCAAUCGUUGGGUGAGGGGUUGAGGUGAGGUGGGAGUCUGGGGGGUGAGGCAGCAUCCAUCUCCUUGUAGCCUUCAACCUUAAAAACUCGUGUGACAGCAGCUUAACCGGAGGCUAGACUUUCGUCACGCUCCCACAGCUCGCCACCGAUUCCCCUGCAACCCACCCCUCCCCUCCCUCCUCCUCACCCCCCGAACGCCACACUCCUCCUCCCUCCCCCCCUGCAGCGCGACUCCUCUCCACUCACUCUGUAGCUUGUGAGACUGAAGGCAGCCUCGGUGCGUGGAGGGAAAGACAGAGAGAGAGAGAGAGAGAGAGGAGAGAGAGUGAGGCUUUCCCAGAAUAGAGAAGCAGGAGGAGGUGAGAGGCAUGAUGAUGGAAGCCAGCUUUGACACUGAGGAGAGUUUUGACGAUCCUUCCUGUCUCACCCCGCAGCCCCCCGGCUCGGUUUCGCCUGCCAGGCGGCAGAUCAAGGAGGUCAAGGAGACCAAGAUCACUAUCAACUGUGUGACUUUCCCACUGCCUGGAGAAGUUCCGGAGCAACAGCUCCUGAAGCCCAACGAAUGGAGCUACUGCGAUUACUUCUGGACCGACAAGAAAGACCCCCAGGGGACCACCUCUGUGGCGGGCUUCGAGGUCCUUCUACAGAAGCAGCUGAAGGGCAAACAGAUGCAGAAGGAGAUGGCUGAGUUUAUCCAUGAGAGGAUAAAGAUUGAAGAAGAAUAUGCCAAGAAUCUCUCUAAGCUGUCUCUGAGCCCCCUGGCAUUGCAGGAGGAAGGGACUCUCGGAGAAGCCUGGACUCAGCUGAAGAAGAGUCUUCACGAUGAGGCUGAAGUUCACCUGAAGUUCUCCAACAAGCUCCACUCUGAGGUGGAGAAACCCUUGCUGACGUUCAGGGGCGACAACUUCAAGAAGGACCUGAAAAAGUACGACCAUCACAUCGCCGACCUCAGGAAGCAGCUGGCGAGUCGCUACGCAGGUGUGGAGAAGGCUCGUAAAGCCCUGGCAGACAGACAGAAGGAUCUGGAGGUGAAGACCCAGCAGCUGGAGAUCAAACUCAGCAACAAGACGGAGGAGGACAUAAAGAAAGCCCGGCGGAAAUCCACACAAGCAGGAGACGACCUGAUGCGCUGCGUGGAUCUGUACAACCAGACCCAGUCCAAGUGGUUUGAGGAGAUGGUCACCACCAGCAUGGAGCUCGAGAAACUGGAGGUGGAACGUAUCGAGUGGAUUCAGCAGCAUUUACGCCAGUACACGACUCUGAGGCACGAAACCGACAUGUUCAACCAGAGCAUGGUGGAGCCCGUCGACCAGCUGCUGCAGAACGUAGAUCCAGCCAAAGACCGAGAGCUGUGGGUGAAGGAGAACAAUACCGGCGAGGUUCGACCUGUGGAUAUGGACAUAUAGCUCAUAUCCUGCCUGCAGUAUUACACAUAAAACACACAUCUACAGAGUCCACAGGACGGUCUCCUCUAAUAACACUGAUCCAGGGUCAGUGCAUGGUCAGACUGCCGAAGGUCUGCUCAUCCUGCUCAGGUUCGUUAACUUUAUCGCAGUCUGAGUGCAGGAAACAGUAACGGAUCAAAGUACCAGCAUGUUCCUUCGAAAAAAACUAAAACAAAUGUUAACCCCUAUCAUAAUCAACAUUAGCUUAUUGAAUGCCAUUUAACUUACUCUGCUGUUUACCUGUUGUAAAGUUAAAAACUAUUAGAAAAAAAAGAAUUAUAUGUAUUUUGGAUCGUUUUAGCUUCAAUCAACACUUUUUCCAGUUUGAGUAAAACCAAACAAAACCAAACAAAAAAAAAACAGUCUAAUCACCGAUAUUACCUUUAUUUUAGAUACGGAUACUGAAGCUUAUCGAGAUCUUGAGAAUGAAUAUGAUAUAUUUUCAUAUUUUGCUGGUUCAUUUUGGUGGAAAUGCAUGUUUUGAAUAUCUUGCUUUUUAGUGUAACUGAAGAGCUGCACAAUUUUGUGGACCCAUUUUUUAUUUUUGUUGUUGUUGGUGUAAGUUCAUUGCAAGGUAUUCUGCAUAUUGUAAACAACAGAAUCAACUCAAACACACAAAAUCAACAACAACAACAACAACGUGGUGGUUCGGACUUAUAGGCCAGGGUCUAUUUUGGAUCCGGAGGAAUAAAAAAAGAUUAAAAAAAGGUGGUCCAAGUUACACUGAAACACCCUUUAGUGCCUAACGGUUAUAUACCUGGAAUGUCCUUGACAUAACUCUGCAUCGGUGUACAUUUGUACAUACAGGCUAGAUGUAUUUUGCUGUCAGAUGUUUUAACGGGGGGUUUUUGGGGGGGACCAGAUGAGAUGUUUGUACUGUAAAAUGUUGUUUUUUGUUUUUAUUUUACAGAGAAUAUCUUUACGAUUGCGGUCGGGGUUUAAAAAAAGAGAAAAGAGGGCGAACAUGCAGCGUAACAAUUACACAUUUUACCAGAGACUGCAUGUACAGUGUGUGUCUGUGUUUACAUGUAUGUGUCUUUUGUCUUCUAUCUGAUUCAUUUCGAGGUUUGUUAUGUUGUUUUUAAAUCAGAAAUAAAAAUCCUAAUCCAGCUGCCCGGCACGAAGAGAAAAAGAUCUGCUAUGAAAAAAUACACAAACGCUCGCCUGCCUUAUCAGUGGCAUCGAUAAAGUGCAUUACAUUGUUUAUAUUUGUGUUGAAUAACCUUUUAUUUUAAUGCUUUAAAUCCCCAAAAAAUGCUAAAAUAUCUGUUUUUUUAAUCGGUGUGUGUCAAUGUUGUGCACUAAAUGUAACGAGUUAUUACGUUAACGACUAAAUGUGUUUUUUCGACGGUUUCACGAUGACGUAACGGUUCAGUUUUACCGCCCAUCUGUGGUUGACAUUUUCAUGAAGGUGCAUUAAAUCCGAUGUUUCCCCUC